This is a messenger RNA of Emericellopsis cladophorae, 1818 nucleotides long. RefSeq names its product nucleoside transporter. Gene Ontology annotation, biological process: transmembrane transport. The transcript has 2 exons. Gene Ontology annotation, cellular component: plasma membrane. The record is from RefSeq and is a predicted model, not a curated record. Bases 1 to 1818 code for a protein of 605 amino acids. Lineage: Eukaryota; Fungi; Ascomycota; Sordariomycetes; Hypocreales; Bionectriaceae. Gene Ontology annotation, molecular function: purine nucleobase transmembrane transporter activity.
AUGGCGGCACGCAUGCGAGAAUGGUCGGCAAGCAUCAAUAGCGCGGUGGCCAAGAGCCGUGUUGGGUACUGGUUCCAGCUCGACGGCUCAGGUCAUCGUCGCGAGCGCAAGGGCUCGUAUUUUCUGACCGAGCUGCGCGCCGGUGUGGCCACCUUCUUUGCCAUGGCGUACAUCAUCGCCGUCAACGCCUCCAUCGUCGCGGACUCGGGUGGCACCUGCGUCUGCAGCGGCACCCCCGAUGACCCCAUGUGUGAUGCCGACGAGGCUUUCCUGCUGUGCAAGCAGGCCAUUCGGCGAGACGCCGUCACGGCGACGGCGGCCAUCUCGGCGCUCGCCACCUUUAGCAUGGGCCUCUUUGCCAACAUGCCCGUCGGCGUCGCGCCUGGCAUGGGCCUCAACGCCUACUUCACCUACUCCGUCGUCGGGCGCCACGGCAGCGGGCCCGUCCCGUACCAGGUUGCGCUCACGGCCAUCUUCAUCGAGGGCUGGAUCUUCUUUGCGCUCGCCAUCUUCGGUAUGCGCCAGUGGCUCGCGCGCGCCAUCCCGGCCUCCAUCAAGAUCGCCACCGGUGUCGGCAUCGGUCUGUUCCUGACCAUCAUCGGUCUGACCUACGGCGAGGGCUUGGGUAUCAUUGUCGGCGCGCAGUCCACACCCGUGGAGCUCGCUGGCUGCUCGCCCGAGAACAGGCUCGAGGACGGCACCUGCCCCUCCUGGGAUAAGAUGCGCUACCCGGGCAUGUGGAUUGGCAUCUUCUGCGGUGGCAUCCUGACGGUGCUACUCAUGAUGUACCGCGUCAAGGGUGCGAUUCUCAUGGGCAUCCUGCUGGUCAGCAUCAUCUCGUGGCCUCGCGGCACGCCCGUCUCGUACUUUCCCUACACGGCCCAGGGCAACGACUCGUUUGACUUUUUCAAAAAGGUCGUCACGUUCCACCCGAUUGAGAACAUUCUCAACGUCCAGGAGUGGAACAUUGGCGAGUACGGGGGUCAGUUUGGCCUGGCGCUCAUCACGUUCCUCUACGUCGACAUUCUGGACUGCACCGGUACCCUGUACGGUGUGGCCCGCUUCGCCGGCCUCAUCGACCCGCGCACCCAGGACUUUGAGGGCUCCUCGGUCGCCUACAUGGUGGAUGCCAUCAGCAUCUCCAUCGGGUCCAUUCUCGGUGUCCCGCCCGUCACCGCCUUUGUCGAGUCGGGCGCUGGUAUCUCCGAGGGCGGCAAGACUGGUCUGGUGUCCGUCUCGGCCGGCUUCCUCUUCUUCAUCUCUGUCUUCUUCGCGCCCAUCUUCGCCUCGAUCCCGCCGUACGCGACCGGCUCGGUGCUCAUCCUCGUCGGCUCCAUGAUGGCCACCGCCGUCGUCGACAUCAACUGGAAGUACCUCGGCGACGCGGUCCCCGCCUUCCUGGCCAUCUCCAUCAUGCCCUUCACCUACUCCAUCGCCGACGGCCUGAUUGCCGGUGUCAUGAGCUACAUCAUCCUCAACACCAUUGUCUGGCUCCUCAAGCUCGUCACCGGUGGCCGCAUCAAGCCGCCCAACUACGAGGAGAAGGAGCCCUGGACGUGGCGCAUCCCCGGCGGCUUCUUCCCCGGCUGGCUGACACGUCUCGUGUCCGGCAAGAAGGACUUUUGGAGGGAGUACGAUAGCGAUCUCGACAAUGCGGAGCCCACGCUGGGCAAGAUGGACGAGCGCCACAUGAGCGAGGAUCGCGUUCCGUCGGGGGAGAUCCGCCCUGCCGGCGGCGAGUACGGCCUGGCGGAUGAGAAGACGGCGCAGCCGGAGACGGUGUCGGCGAGCAACGAAAAGGGGGCGCGCAAUGAUUAG